This is a messenger RNA of Gopherus evgoodei (Goodes thornscrub tortoise), 1300 nucleotides long. It is a transcript of the gene SOX15, whose product is annotated as SRY-box transcription factor 15. The transcript has 2 exons. NCBI's taxonomy places the organism in Eukaryota, Metazoa, Chordata, Testudines, Testudinidae. Bases 185 to 817 code for a protein of 210 amino acids. The record is from RefSeq and is a predicted model, not a curated record. Gene Ontology annotation, molecular function: RNA polymerase II cis-regulatory region sequence-specific DNA binding; DNA-binding transcription factor activity, RNA polymerase II-specific. Gene Ontology annotation, biological process: regulation of DNA-templated transcription; cell differentiation; anatomical structure morphogenesis.
CAGGACUCCUGGGUUCUCUCCCCAGGGCGGGAGCCAGGACACGUGUGGGGAGGAGCCCAGUGGUGGGGGGCGGGGCUAGGCUACCUGGCUGGCUGUGGGCGGGGGCCUGGCUCGGAGGCUCCACCCCCGGUGGGCGGGGCCCCAGCAGGGCUAUAUCUGGGUGCCCAGGUGCGGGUGGGCUCAGAUGGGGCUGGGCAUGGCCGAGGGGCAGGGCGCGGCGGGGGGUGACCCCCCGGACAAGGUGAAGCGCCCCAUGAACGCCUUCAUGGUGUGGUCCAGCGGGCAGCGCCGGCGCCUGGCCCAGGAGCACCCCAAGAUGCACAACUCGGAGAUCUCCAAGCGCCUGGGGGCCGCCUGGCGCCGGCUGCCCGAGGCCGAGAAACGCCCCUUCGUGGAGGAAGCCAAGCGGCUCCGGGCCCGGCACAUGAGGGACUAUCCCGACUACAAGUACCGGCCCAGACGCAAGGGCCGGGCCCCCGCCAAGGAGCCGCCGGCCGGGGGCUACCCGCAGCCGCCCGCGGCCCGGGCCUGGGGCUACAGCGAGCCCCUGGGCUACCAGCCGGCCCGUUACCCACCGUGUCCGGCCGCCGCGGGAUACGGGAAUGCUGCCGCCACUGCAGGGUACAGCGGCUUCUCCUACGGCCCCCCGGCCCUGACGCCCUACAAGCAGGACCCUGCCCCCCACCCGCCGGGGGUGCUGCCGGCCGACUUCCGCGACAUGAUGGCGGCCUACGGCCUGCAGGCCUGCGACAUGGGCGAGGGCUUCCCCCAGCCGCCCUACGAGCCCCCCGGGCCGGUGCCACUGAUGCCCCUCUAGCCCGGGGGGGGCCGGGACUGAGGGGGGUGGGGCCUUUUUAUACAGAAAGAAGAAAAACCUCCAGGAGGAGCAAAGUUUGGGGGGGAUGUUGUGGGGAGGGCUCCCAGGGGCAGGGUGGAGGCUCCCCCCUUUGCCCCCCAGCUCCCCCCUUCUCUGUCCCCCAUGGUAAAGUCACCCCCUCUAUUAACCCUUUGCUGGCCGCUGUCCCCUCAGCAUGGGAGUCGCAAAGGGGGGAGGGAGUUGGGGGCCUGCAGAAGUCGGGGGGGCUGAAAGGGAGGGGCGGGGCGGACUGGGGGGGGCUGUGUGUCUUAAUGCUGUUUACCAAGGUAUUUUGUAAAGAGAAUAAAGCUGGUUCCUAGAGGCGGCCGCCAGCCCAGCGGGUUACUGGGGGGGGGGGCAAUGGAGAGAGGAGAUGCUGGGGGGGGGGCAGGAAACGGAUCGAACCUCCCCCCCUCCCAAAAUCCUGCAGGGUUUGACAGCCGC